AAUCGACUGCGCUCUACAGCCGACGGGCUGCCAUACACUGCCUCAACGCCAUCGCCGCGGCUGAGCGCAGGCCGCAAGAGACCUACCAACGCUACUUGUGGCCGAAAGCACAGAUGGGCGGCCAGGACGCCGUCGCCGGCUUCCGCGCCUCGCUCGGCGACCUGCGCAAGCUCUUUUCCCAGACGAGCGAGGCCGCGGACAAUGCACAAAAAGCGCAGCAGGCCCGCGAGGCGAGCGACGCGGAGGCCGUGCGCGAGGGCGCGAAGGCCUUGGAGCUCGAGGCGCGGCGCGAGGCCCUCGAGACCGCUCUGAGCGCCGCAAGGAAGGACGCGAAGGCGCAGAAGGGUCGGGCCGACGCGGCGGAAGCGGCACUCAAGAAGCUGCAGGCCCAGGCCAAGCCCGAGGCCAAGGGCACCACGGAGAGAUUGACAGCAGAGAACGAGAGAUUAAGAAAGUUCCUGCGCGAGCUCAAGGCGCGGCUCGCGUCGGCGAACGAGGAGAAGAAGAAAGCGGAAGAGGCGGCCGAGGCCAAGGGCGUCGCUAGAGGUAUUGAGAAGGGCAAAAGCGAACUCGACGAGGCCGUGAAGGAGGCCGAGUCGCGAGGCAAGGCCCAGGGCCUCGACGAGGGCCGCGCGGAGGCCGAGGCCGUCGACGACGUCGACGAGAAGGUACAGGAGGCGAAGCUCGCGGCGGCCGUCAAAGCGAAGGAGGAGGCCGUCGCGCGCGCCGCGGCCGCCGAGGAGAAGGCGUCGAAGGCCGAAGCUGAGCGGGACGCGCGCGUCGCCGCGGCCGAGCAGCAGGCGGCGGACGCGGCCGCGCGGGCCCUCGCGGACGCGCGCAGCGAGGACCGCGCGAACGCGGACGCGGCCGAGAAGGCCGCCGUCGCGCGCGCCGAGGCCGCCGAGGCGUCGGCGACGCGGCUGCGCGCGUUUCUGAGAGAUCUGAAGCAGACGCUCGCGCGCAAGACCGAGGCGCACGACGCGCUCGCGUCCGAGGUCGCGGGGCUGCGCGCCGCGGCGGCGGCCGCCGCCGCAGCGCCGCCGGCGCCGCCGAAGCGCAAGGCCGCGCCGCCGACGACCGCGGCGAAGCGGCCGAGGGCCGCGCCGCCGGCCGCCGCGCCGCCGGCCCCGGCGCCGGCGCCGACCGCGCCGCCGCCGCCGGCCGCGCCGCCGCCGCCGGCCGCGGAGCGCGCCGUGACGGAGGAGGCCGCGGUGGUCGAGCCGGAGCCGGCCGUCGUCGAGGACGAGCCGGCCGUCGUCGCCGCCGACGACGCCAUGGAGGCCGAGGCCCCGGCGCCGCCCGCCGAGGCCGCGCCGGCACUGCCGGCCGUGACCGCGGGCGACGCCGCGGUGGCCGCGGCCUUCGGCGAGGCGCCCCCGGCCGCCGCGGCGCCGGAGGAGCCGGCGGCGGCGCCCGAGCCCGCCCCGGAGCCCGAGGCCGCCGCUUCCGAGCCGGCGCCGGCCGCCGCGCCCGCGCCCGAGGCCGAGCCCGAGCCCGCCCCGGAGCACGAGGCCGCCGCUUCCGAGCCGGCGCCGGCCGCCGCGCCCGCGCCCGAGGCCGAGCCCGAGCCCGCCCCGGAGCCCGAGGCCGCCGCUUCCGAGCCGGCGCCGGCCGCCGCGCCCGCGCCCGAGGCCGAGCCCGAGGCUGUCGCGGCGCCCGCGGCGAUGGAGGCCGAGGCAGAGGUCGCAGAGCCAGCAGCGGCGAUGGACGCCGAGCCGGAGCCGGAGCCGGCCGAGCCCGCGCCGGAGCCCGCGCCGGCCGAGGAACCCGCAGCCGUCGAGGAGUCCGAAGCGCCCGCAGCGAUCGAGGAACCCGCGGCGGCCGACGACGCGCCUGCCGCGGACGAGGCCGCGGCGGAGCCGCCGGCAGCCCCCGAGGAGCCCGCGGAGGCCGAGGAGGAGCCCGCCGCCGACGCGGAGUCCGAGGCGCCCGUCACGGCGCCCGACGAGGACGACGCACCCGCGGAGGAGGAGGCGUCCGCGGCGCCGGACGACGGCGACGACGAGGCGGCGGCGUCCGUCGACCUCGGCGCCGCCGACGCCGACGGCGACGUCGAGGUCGUGGACGCGGCCGCGGACGACGACGACGGCGCCGACGACAUGGACGAGGACGCGCCCGAGGCCGCCGCCGCCGACGACGGCGGCGACGCGAUGGACGAGGACGACGACGGCGACGCGGGCGCGGACGCCAUGGACGAGGACGACGACGCCGUGGACGUGAUCGACGUGGACGUCGACGACGACGUCAUCGAGAUCGACCAGGACUGA
This is a messenger RNA of Pelagomonas calceolata, 2267 nucleotides long. The record is from the annotation of a GenBank genome assembly. NCBI's taxonomy places the organism in Eukaryota, Pelagophyceae, Pelagomonadales, Pelagomonadaceae.